AAUCAUCAAAAAGAACCGGUUCAUAAGAACGGCUCAUUCGCGAAUCGGACAUCACUGUUACAGUGAGUGGAGCAGUUUUAAGAGGCUGCUGUGGAUCUGCUGCUGAUAUGGAGACUCUUCCCAUCCACAGACACUGAUCGUGCAACUUUAGUGAGCUGACUGGACGGAUUACGCACUUUCAUGGCUGCUCUCCGGUCACAAUAACAACUCCAAACAUGUCCAAAAGCCUGAAGAAGAAAAGUCACUGGACUAACAGAGUACACGAGAUAGUGUUGUCCAGGGGUCCGAGUGGUGAUCUUGGGUUCAAGCUGCAGGGAGGCGCGGAGAAUGGACAGUUCCCCGUUAUUGGAGAGGUGAAACCGGACAGGGGCAAACUGCAGCAGGACGAUUUACUUCUGGAGGUGAAUGAUACUCCGGUGGCCGGACUGACCAUCAGGGAUGUGUGGGCUGUGGUCAAGCACUGCAAAGACCCUGUCCGGCUGAAGUGUGUCAAACAAGGAGGUGUUGUGGAUAAAGAUCUCAGGCAGUAUCUCAACCUGCGAUUCCAGAAGGGAUCUUUGGACCACGAGCUGCAACAAAUUAUUCGGGACAACCUCUAUCUUCGAACAGUACCCUGUACAACCAGGCAGCCUAGAGAAGGAGAGGUUCCCGGAGUAGACUACAACUUUGUGACCGUUGCGCGGUUUGUGGAAUUGGAGAAAAGUGGAGCUUUGUUGGAAAGUGGAACUUAUGAAGAUAACUUUUACGGCACCCCGAAGCCCCCGGCAGAGCCCAGCCCACUGCUGCUGAAUGUAGCUGAGCAACUGUUGCCAGGCGCCACACCCAGAUCACAGGGCAAACGCAGACGCAACAAGUCCGUCAGCAACAUGGAGAAGGCUGGCAUCGAGCCACCUGAGGAGGAAGAGGAGGAGAGGCCCGUCAUCAACGGCAACGGAGUGGCCAUCACCCCAGAGUCCAGUGAACAUGAAGACAAGAGUACAGACGCCUCAGGAGAGAUGCCCACCACAUGCCCCUCUGAGACUUCCACAGAUGCCCCUAAAGAAGAGACAGAACCACCAAAAUCGCCCCCCAAACUGGAUGAGAAUGACGAGCUGGGUCCACUGCCAGAUAACUGGGAGAUGGCUUACACUGAAAAAGGAGAAGUGUACUUCAUUGACCACAAUACGAAGACGACGUCCUGGUUGGACCCCCGGCUUGCGAAGAAAGCGAAGCCCCCUGAAGAAUGCAAAGAGAACGAGCUUCCUUAUGGCUGGGAGAAAAUCGAUGACCCUAUUUAUGGAACCUACUAUGUUGAUCACAUAAACCGAAGGACUCAGUUUGAGAACCCAGUUUUAGAGGCCAAGAGAAGACUGCAACAGCAGCAGCAGAUGCAGAGUCAGGGCUUGUCCUCUCUCCCCCUACCUACAGUCUACAGAGUGGAGGAGAGCCCCUCCUCUGCCACCCUACCAAGGGCCAGACUGGCAUAUGUGGGUCCCGCUCCCGAGCGCUCUCACAGUCUCACUGACCUCUCCGAGGCCCCCCUGUACCGGGCCGGUGUGUUUGGACUGCAUGAGAAGCCUCUGUUCACGCGGGACCCUACGCAGCUGAAGGGCAGCUUUCUGUCUACAGCCCUACAGAAAAGCAACAUGGGAUUUGGUUUCACUAUCAUUGGCGGUGACGAACCGGAUGAGUUUCUACAGGUCAAAAGCGUCAUACCGGACGGGCCUGCUGCACAGGAUGGGAAAAUGGCUACAGGAGACGUGAUUGUCUACAUUAAUGACGUCUGCGUCCUGGGCACCACCCACGCUGAUGUGGUGAAACUUUUCCAAUCUGUCCCAAUCGGACAAAGCGUGACCCUCGUCCUUUGCAGGGGUUACCCUCUUCCUUAUGACCCGGAGGAUGCAGCCAGCUCCUUGCUGUCCCCCCUCGGCCUCAUUGAUCGCCCUCUGCUGGUCAACGGACAGAAUAGCUACGACAGCUACAUGGAGUACAUCUCCCGCACCGCUCGCUUCAUUGACCCCCUCCAUACUACGUUGCCUCAUCCCCACCCUGGAGACACCCACCUGGACGCCGGACCGCUGGAGGACAGCGUCUCAAUGGCAUCGUCAGGAGCGGCCGGUGGAGAGCUGCUAACAGUUACCAUGGUGAAAGGUGCGGAUGGGUUUGGAUUCACCAUAGCAGACAGUAAUGGAGGACAGAGGGUGAAGCAGAUUCUGGAGGCGCAGGGAUGCCCGGGGCUCUGUGAGGGCGAUCUGAUUGUGGAAAUUAACCAGCAACCCGCAUUAACCCUGCCACACACGCAGGUGGUGGAGCUGCUAAAAGAGUGUCCUGUUGGGGCAGAGGCCACGUUGGUCGUACAGAGAGGAGGGGCAGGUCACUUUUCACCUUGGAAGACCUCUAAACAGGUCUUGGAACAUUGGGAUCCUCACAGCAGUCCCACAACCAGUCUUUCUAUCCAUGCUAUCCCUCACAGCACUCCAUAUCUGCACUGGCCCUCAGGUCCAGAGUUUGACUUGACCAAACCUGACCCCUAUGACCUGUAUGAGAAGUCCAGAGCUAUCUAUGAGAAUAGGCAGCCAGGGCUUCCUCGAGCAGCCAUCCCAGCUGACCUCUCCGCAUCAGAGUUCCAGGAGGUGGAGGUGCACCUGCGCAGACAGAAGUCCGGUUUCGGCUUCAGGAUCCUGGGCGGAGAGGAACCAGGACAGCCUGUGAGUCCGGAGGCUCAGGAGAAGAUCCUGAUUGGUGCAAUCAUCGAGAAGAGCCCAGCAGAUAAAGACGGGCGUCUCCGGCCAGGAGACGAGCUGAUGUCAGUGGAUGGGAUCCCUGUGGCCGGAAAACCCCACCGUUACGUCAUUGACCUCAUGCAUGGAGCGGCCCGGACUGGCCAGGUUAAACUCACUGUGCGGCGGAGAGUUCAGCCCACAGGUGAACCCUUUCCAGAGAACGGCCGCAGUCCUGGAUCUACCCAGCACAGUUCCCCCAGGAGUGACUUCAACUCCAGAAUGUUUUGUAACAACUCCGCCCCCACACAAAACUCUGCCCCAUCCACCACAGGCUCCUCCCCACCAGACACAGUAACCAAUCAGAAUCUGCAGCCUAGCGAUGUCACCAUUCAGCGCAAGGAGAGCGAAGGGUUUGGAUUCGUUAUUAUCAGUUCACUGAACCGGCCUGAAACCGCGGCUGCUGCUGCCGUGCCUCAUAAGAUUGGCCGCAUCAUUGAGGGAAGUCCAGCAGACCACUGUGGGAAGCUCAAGGUUGGAGAUCGCAUACUGGCCGUCAACCAUCAGUCUAUUGUCAACAUGCCGCACGCAGACAUCGUCAAACUGAUCAAGGACGCUGGACUCACUGUCACACUCAGGAUCAUCCCUCAGGAGGAGACGAACAGCACUCCUUCGGCAGGCAGCUCAGAGAAGCAGAGCCCUAUGGCCCAGCCCAGUCCAGUUUGCCAAGCCAGCACUGUGAACCAGACUGGUGCUGCCCCUCUACCCAACUCCAACCCUCACACCAACUCUGCACCUCAACCCAGUCCCAUAAUGCAGCCUAGUUCAGAAGCACAAGCAAGCCCUGUCAAUCAAACCAGCCCAGCCAAUCAUCCCAGCUCAGUGACCCAACAGAACCUGUCCACCCAGCCCUCCACAGUGCCAGUACAGAUCUACAGCCACGACAGCAGCUACAGGUCAGAGGUGAAAGCAAGACAGGAUGUAAAGCCCGAUAUUCGGCAGCCGUUCACUGAUUACCGCCAACCCCCGGUGGACUACAGACACCCUCCUGUGGCAGAUUACCGACAGCCGCCAACGCUGGAUUACAGACACCCCCCUCUGCUGGACUACAGACAGCUGUCCACUGACCCUCGCACCUUUCCCUUACCGGACUACAGGAUGCCACAGGAUUUUGAUUUCUUCACAGUUGAGUUGGAAAAGGGCAUGAAAGGUUUUGGCUUUAGUAUCCGUGGAGGUCGCGAGUAUAAGAUGGACCUGUUCGUUCUGCGAUUGGCUGAAGAUGGACCAGCCAUACGCAAUGGGAGGAUGAGGGUUGGUGAUCAGAUUAUUGAAAUAAAUGGGGAGACCACGAGGGAUAUGACCCACGCUCGGGCUAUUGAGCUCAUCAAAUCGGGUGGCCGUAGAGUUCGCCUGCUGCUCAAGAGAGGCACAGGGCAGGUCCCUGAGUAUGCAGAUAGUCCCGCCCCUUGGGAUGCUCACACUACAGCCUCCCCAAGUCUGUCGGAAGUAGCACCACCCCUCGACAGCUUAUCUAAUCCAUCAGCUUCUUCUCAUGUGAACCCACCCACUGACCCACCUCAUACAUUGUCCUUGGAAGCAGCAGGUCCAGACUGUUCCCAGGGUCCUAGAGGCCCAGAGAGUAGGGCUCUGGAGCAGGCCAGUGUGGGGAAGAGGUCAGCCAUUGCAGGUGGAGUUGGGGGUGGGACCAAGCAGAGGGAGAGUAACAGGACCAACCGUCGCUCUAGUGGAGGGAAGGUUCAGCAACUAUACCUUGAUGAACUUGCGGGAGAGCCCAAAUCCCACAAAAGCAGCCGGGCAAAGUCCAAAGAGCGCAGGAGGGAACGGAGCAACACGCCAUCUCGAAAGCGAGACUCGCCCAAAACUUCCCCAACUGACACCAAUAUGAAUGGGGGAAACAGAUGCCUAGAUGGUAGCAACAACCAACAAGGAGCUCUGGUGCCAUUCAAAGCCCUACCAAAGGAACCAGAGAAAAGGCAAAUGAGCCAAGAGAGUCAUCCCAGCCACAACUCCAAGACCAGCAGCAGUGCAUCAGGCAGGAAGGCCACAGUAUCCCCAGGGCCCUGGAAGAUCCCUGGUACGGACAAGCUACCCAGUACCCUACGCUCAGCCACCUCCACCAUCAGCAGAUAACAUCUCACCCCAAUCUCAGGCCCAAGUUUAGACCUUACUUUGGCUUUGAAUUCUUUCAGCCAACUCUUGGACCAGCACUGGGCCAUGAUCUGCCUUUUUUGGGACUAGUUGGGCUUGGGCUCUGCUUGAUUGCUUUUCACAGGCUUGCUCUACUUAGUAGAGAUCUGUUUUAAAAUUGACUAGGUACCACCCUCCCACAGUCCUCACUAAAGACCUUUCCAUGCAUUUCUAGACAGAGCAUUUUUUAUUUAUAUUUUAUUCUAAGUUAUUUUAACAGAUAUGACACCCACCACCUUAAGAACUGGAAGCAUUCACUCCAAAAAUUGAACCACGGUAGAAUGAGUGAUGCAUGUAGCGUGCUAAAAAAAACCCGGACUGGUUUGAACUGUUGGGGGAAAGCACUCAAGACUCAGAGAUGUACAUGCAUAGAAAACCACUUACUGACUCUAAACCACCACUGGUGGCUACAGCAAUUUUUAUACACUUUCAUAAAAAAUGAAGAAAACUGAAGGAGUUACCUGACAUACAGUUUUUGUGUAUUUGAAGAAUGAAUAUGAUUAAAAAGAUUCUAUAUGAGCGGACACUCGACUAUGGAACUCUGCCUUAAAGACUGACCUGCAGAUGUCUGUAUAGGGUUGGUAAAAUGAAUAUAGAAAUAGAUAUAUUAUAUGACUAUAUAUAUGUGAGACAUAUUGUAAAUAUGGUCUUUAUACACCAUUGUGACCCCAUACUGGAGUAUUGACAUCAUUCAUGGUGUAAAUUAGAAGAGUGUAAUCUAGAAUUCAUUCCCACUCCACUCUUAGGUGCGUUCCCACUGACAGCGAUUUAAACUCAAGUGGUUGCUACUAGGUGUUCCUACUCAACUCAAUAUUGAACUGUAAAAGGAAACUGAUCACAUGACCUACACUGUCUACACUGACAUUGGUAGUCGCCACCUCCAGUUCAAGAUCUCAACAGCAACAGUCGCUUGUGUCACUUAAAAUCGCCAACCCUCACUGAUGAUGAAUGACUUGCAGUUGCUGAAAAUUGCUAUCAGUGUGAGCACCCCUUGAGACCACUGAUUGCUCAGCUGCUCUGUUAA
This is a messenger RNA of Rhinichthys klamathensis goyatoka, 5931 nucleotides long. It is a transcript of the gene magi2a, whose product is annotated as membrane associated guanylate kinase, WW and PDZ domain containing 2a. The transcript is spliced from 23 exons. NCBI's taxonomy places the organism in Eukaryota, Metazoa, Chordata, Actinopteri, Cypriniformes, Leuciscidae. The record is from RefSeq and is a predicted model, not a curated record. Bases 216 to 4850 code for a protein of 1544 amino acids. Gene Ontology annotation, biological process: receptor clustering; signal transduction. Gene Ontology annotation, molecular function: beta-1 adrenergic receptor binding; SMAD binding; type II activin receptor binding. Gene Ontology annotation, cellular component: dendrite; cytoplasm.